ACUCCAAACAGCCUCCAGCUAACUCUCCAGACUCCAAACAGCCUCCAGCUAACUCUCCAGACUCCAAACAGCCUCCAGCUAACUCUCCAGACUCCAAACAGCCUCUAGCUAACUCUCCAGACUCCAAACGGCCUCCAGCUGACUCUCCAGACUCCAAACAGCCUCCAGCUAACUUUCCAGACUCCAAACAGCCUCCAGCUAACUCUCCAGACUCCAAACAGCCUCCAGCUAACUCUCCAGACUCCAAACGGCCUCCAGCUGACUCUCCAGACUCCAAACAGCCUCCAGCUAACUCUCCAGACUCCAAACAGCCUCUAGCUAACUCUCCAGACUCCAAACAGCCUCCAGCUAACUCUCCAGACUCCAAACGGCCUCCAGCUGACUCUCCAGACUCCAAACAGCCUCCAGCUAACUUUCCAGACUCCAAACAGCCUCCAGCUAACUCUCCAGACUCCAAACAGCCUCCAGCUAACUCUCCAGACUUCAAACAGCCUCCAGCUAACUCUCCAGACUUCAAACAGUCUCCAGCUAACUCUCCAGACUCCAAACAGCCUCUAGCUAACUCUCCAGACUCCAAACAGCCUCCAGCUAACUCUCCAGACUCCAAACGGCCUCCAGCUGACUCUCCAGACUCCAAACAGCCUCCAGCUAACUUUCCAGACUCCAAACAGCCUCCAGCUAACUCUCCAGACUCCAAACAGCCUCCA
Oncorhynchus masou masou (cherry salmon) is the source of this 707-nucleotide messenger RNA. RefSeq lists its product as uncharacterized. The transcript has a single exon. Lineage: Eukaryota; Metazoa; Chordata; Actinopteri; Salmoniformes; Salmonidae. The annotation marks the transcript as partial. The record is from RefSeq and is a predicted model, not a curated record.